AGGAAGAGGAGGAGGAAGAGGAAGAGGAGGAGGAGGAAGAGGAAGAGGAGGAGGAGGAGGAGGAGCUGGUGCAGCGGGAGAUGAUCGAUCCUCGUGAUCCGAACACGCGAGGACGUGAGGAGGUGAUGUGACACGUGACUCUCACAUCCGCCCGCUGAAAUCACGUCGUCGUGACGUCACGAGAUCUGAGCGCCUGACUCCAGGACUGAUGCUGCUGCUGCUACCUCCAUCACCUCCAUCACCUCCAUCAUCUCCAUCAUCUCCAUCCUCUCGUCUCAUCCUCUCUCCUCUUGAGCGACACAAAGAAUCUCUCCGUCGUCGAAUCUCAUUCAAUCAGUCUGAAGGUUAAAACUUUGAUUCUUGAUUGUCGCUGAUCCAACAGCUUCACCACGAGGUCCAUGUAGUGGCUGAUCUCUUCUAAACUUCGAUCCAGUCACACUGUUGUUUCUGCGGACGACCAGGAAGGAAUGAAUCAUCAACGCGUCACUGGACAAACUCAUAACUCAAGUUUUUUAUAUUUAUUUUGGCUGAAUGAAUGAACCAACUCCUGGAGAUAAAUCAGCACCUACAAGCUAAAGAAACUCUCCCGUGUCCCCGUGCUCGACCGUCACCCGCCGCCAGGAUGCUGGACGUGGUGAAGACCAAGGAGGCGUGUCGCAUCUGCGCCCGCGAGCUCUGCGGCAACCAGCGCCGGUGGAUCUUCCACCCGGCGGCCAAGCUCAACCUGCAGGUGCUGCUGUCCCACGCGCUGGGCCGCGAGCUGAGCCGGGACGGCCGCGGCGAGUUCGCCUGCUCCAAGUGCGCCUUCAUGCUGGACCGCAUGUACCGCUUCGACACGGUGAUCGCCCGCGUGGAGGCGCUGUCGCUGGAGCGCCUCCACAAGCUGCUGCUGGAGAAGGACCGGCUGAGGCAGUGCAUCGGAGGGAUGUACCGGAAGAACAACGCCGACGACGAGAGCGCCGCUCCGGUUCCCGGGACUGAGCCCGACCCGGAGGCUGAGGCGGCGUCGGAAGACGUGCCCGUGGUGGACCUGUCGGCCCUCCAGGACGUGAGAUACUCCGACAUGAUUCAGGACGAUCUGACUUUCUCUGGGUACGAGUCGUGGGCUGAUAAGGACGAGCCCGUCCCGGACCAGCAACAUCUCCACCGCUGCCCAGGAGGAGACCCUCAGUCCGGCCAGAAGCCGAGGAGGUGCAGGGGCUGCGCCGCCCUCCGCGUAGCGGACUCCGACUACGAGGCGGUGUGCAAGGUUCCUCGCAGGCUCGGCCAGAGGAGCACGUCCUGCGGGCCGACCACCCGCUACUCGCCCGGCGCCCAGGGGGUGGAGGAGCCCACCAGAGCCUCCGGAGGGUCCGAAACCACGACCCCUGCCCUUGAGUCUCCCUCAGCUGAGACAGUGUUCGACCAGACGAGUCCCAGUCCGGCGUCUUCUGUGGAAUCUCUCGACACCGCGGUGGACGUGAGUCGCCCUCUGGCAAAUCACAAAGAGACUGAAGUGGAGAGAGACCCGGAGGACGCUCGGGCGAGAAGGGACCACCCGUGGGACGACCCCCCGAGCGACAGCUCCCUCUCCGGGCUGGAGGCGACGCUGAGCCUCCUGAGGGCCUGCGAGUACCGGCCGGUGAAGCCUCGGAGGGGCAGCAAGCUCCCGGUCCUGGUCAAGGCCAAAGUGGGAAAGGGUCUUUCGCUGAGCCUGUCCGUCUCUCUGCGGUCGCCCUGCGGAGCGGCGGGCGACGACGGCGAACUCUACCCCCCCCACCGGCCGAUACCGGAGGUGGUGACCCCGUGUCCAGAGCAGGAGCUGCAGGCGGAGCUGGCGGAGAUGGAGGAGCAGUGGGUGGACGAUUAUGUUCCGUGCAGACCGUUCAGAUUUCAGCAGCGCCUGAUGGACGAGCAGCAGGAUCAGCUGAGUCGCUACGAGAGCGGCGCCGGUCGCUGUGUGUCCGAGCUGCAGGAGGCCCGGCUGCAGGUCCGCUCGCUGCAGGCCACGAUCCGAGAGGGCGAGAGCGGGAACCAGAAGCUGCAGCAGCGUCUGGGUGAGAUGGAGCUGGAGCUGCGGUCGGCCCGAGAGGAAGCCCAGCAGCAGGAGCGAAGCAUCCAGAACAUCGCCGAUAACUUCAGCUCCAAGGAGGCGGAGGCUGCAGACCUGUACACGGUGAUCGAGGAGCAGAACAAGAUGCUGUGUUCUCUCAAAGAGCUCGUCGACCGCCACCAGCUGCUGCCGCAGGUGUCGGGGGCAGAGAGCGCCCGAGGUCCGGUCGAGGUCCUGGCUCUGCAGGCCUCUCUCUUCCAGGCGCAGCUGGAGCUGCAGGCCGGCGAGCGGUCGCAGCGCCAGGCGGCCAGAGCGCAGGAGGACCUGAGCCGGGCCCUGCAGCGGCUGGAGACGGACCUGCAGGGGGCGCUGCAGCACCGCAGGGAGACGGAGACGCACAACCAGGAGCUGCAGUCGGUUCUGGACCAGGCCCGGUCGGCCCUGCAGGAGAGAGAGGAGCAGCUGAGGGAGGGCGAGCGAGAGAAGGAGAGGGAGAGGGAGGAGAGAGAGAAGAGGAUCAGAGAGCUGAUGACGUCGCUGCAGACCAAAGAGCAGCUGCUGGAGGAUUACUGUGAGCUGCUGGACGAUCCUCAGAAGGAGAAGAGAGACUCUCUGCUUCAGAAGCUCCGUCAGCGGGUCAGAGAGCGAGAUCGAGCUCUGGAGCGAGCGCUGGAUGAGAAGUUUCUCUGCAUCGAGGAGAAAGAGGAAGAAACUCGUCGUCUUCAGCUGCUGCUCCGAGAGAAAGAGAGAGACAUGGAGAGACAACGGUCUGUCCUGGUCAACAACGAGGAGACCAUCAAUAGCCUGGAGCUGCUGCUGCGUGGUAAGGCCGUGGAGCUGCAGCAGGUGAGAGACGCCUGGACGAGCGUCCAGCGGCGUCAGCGUCAGAGUGACGAGCGUCAGAGCCGCGCACUGAGCGAGCGCGAUGACAUCAUCAGUCAGCUGCAGGCGGCGCUGCUCGCCCGCUCUCAGGAGGCGCAGGAUCUGCGCUGUUCGCUGCUCGCUCAGAUCCAGUCGGCGCCCGGCGACGUCCUGGAGGAGCUGAAGGUCCGCCUCCGGCUCAAAGACAGCCUCUUCCAGGAAGUGCUCGCCGACCGGACCCACCAGGCCCAGCAGCACCAGGACCAGGUCCAGGCUCUGCUGACGGCCCUGGGCUCCAGGGACCAGUACAUCCAGGAGUCUGCGCGGCGGCUCGGCGACGUGAUGAGCGAGCAGACGUCGAGGCUGCAGGAGCUACGCAGGCAGCUGUGCUCGGGGUCCGGGUCGGGGACGGACCAGGACCAGGACCUGGAGCUGGAGCUGGAGCUGCAGGCGGCGAGGGAGGAGCUGCGUCUGGCCCUGAGGAGGGAGAAGGAGAACCAGGAGCGGAGCGGGAGGCGGGAGGCGGAGCUGGACUCGCUCAGCCGGGCGCUGCGAGUGAAGGAGGGAGUCAUCCGGGACUUCCAGAGGCAGAUGGCCGAUCCCUCCGGCCUCCCGCUGGUGGAGCGUCUGACCCAGGAGGUCCAGGAGCUGAGGGAGGGCCUGGUGCGGCCCGGCGUCGGGCAGCAGCCUGAGAUUGGAGAACCGAGUUCUGAGGACGAGGACGAAGAUCUGAACAGUGAGGACGUCGAUGAAGAGGAGGAAGAACUGAGGGGCCCGACUCUGAGAACCACCAAGGGCUCCGGAGCUGCAGGAGAGGCCGCGGGCCUCGGGCCGGCGGUCGAAGGUCACGGCCUGACGGAGGUCAAGCAGCUGGUGGAGCAGAAGCGAGCGGUGGAGCGGGAGCUGGCCGAGCUCAAGGCUCAGCUGGAGAAGUGCGGCUUCUCCUCGCUCUCACAGAUGAGGAAAGCUCUGAUCAGCCUCCGAGCAGAGAACCAAGAUUUAACUCAUCAGCUGACGGAGGGUGAACACGCCGAGGAAGACGAGGAGCUGGAUGUGACCAUAGAAGAGGAGGAGCAGGAGGAAGAGGAGGAGGAGGAGGAGGAGGAGGAGGAGAGCUCUGAGAUGUGGGAAGCCUGGGACAGUGAGCUGCCUCUGUCCCCCACCGGAGAGGAUCCGAGGGCGGAGGGAGACACGAGACACGAGGCCUCCUCCUCUCAGGCAGGCGAGCGGGACCAGGAGCCGGGUCGCGAGCGGCCCCUGGGGCCCGGGGCCACGGUGCGGGACCAGGCCGAGCAGCUGAUCGCGGAGACGACGGUGCCGCGGGACACCAAGCAGAUCCAGGUGGACCUGCAGGACCCGGGCUACGAGACGUGCGGCCGCAGCGAGACGGAGGCGGAGCGGGAAGACACCAGCAGCCCAGAGUUCGAUGAUCUGGAGAUGUGCACGUCUCUGGACUGCGGCUCUCAGUGGUGGCCCGCCACCAGCGGCGGCUCCCCCUUCACCAAAGCCGCCGCGCAGAGCUCCGCACUCGGGGACGAGGCGUCGUCUCUCCAGCGUCUCGUGGAGGACCUGCGCUCGCAGCUGUCCCGCUCCCAGGCCGUGAUCCGAGGGCUCCAGAGCCGCCUGCGCUCCCUCUCCACCUCCAGCGACGUCGGGCCCGCCGCCCCCCGCAAGGUCAACUGGUGCUUCCAGGCCUCGCAGAGCGGCACGGAGGACGACGAGGGCUGGCAGUCGUCGGACGGGGGUCCGCUGGCGUCGCCUCGCCACCCUCGCCCGGACACGGGCCUCCAGGAGCUGUCGUCCCGCGUGGACGCUCUGGAGAACCAGCUGAGGAAAGGAGGGAAGAAGUCUGUGGACCAGGACGGGAAGUCUGCCACAGGGCCGGGGAAGUUCGACUCUCUGAUCCAGGCGCAGGCCCGGGAGCUGUCCCACCUGCGCCAGCGGCUGAGGGAGGGGCGCGGCGUGUGCAGCAUCCUCACGCAGCAGCUGGGCGACACCACCAAGGCCUUCGAGGAGCUGCUGCGGGCCAACGACGUGGACUACUACAUGGGCCAGAGCUUCAGGGAGCAGCUGGCCCAGAGCGGCGCGCUGGCGCAGCGGGUCGGCGCCAAGAUCAGCGGACGAGAUCAUCCUGAAGAUCCCGACGAGAAGACGGAGCUGCUCGCCAUCCGGCUCAGUAAGGAGCUGCAGCAGAAAGACAAGAUCAUCGAGUCUCUCCGCACCAAACUGAACCAGCAUCAUCCUCAUCAUCAUCACUCGCAUCGGUCGGACACGCCCUGCAGCAGCCACGCCCUCUCCGACGCCACCGACCAAUCAGAUCGCAUCUCCUAUGUCUCCGACGAGCAAGUCUCCACGAACGAGGACCUGGAGCUCUGCUCCGACGUGGACGCCGCCAGCGAGCUCGGUGCGGAGGAGACGUCCAGCUCCACCCGAGUCGGCACAGAUUGCCCCUCCCACAUGUCCCACCACACGUCUGGCCCUCCAUCCAUCGCCUCAUCCCACAAAACCCCGUCCUGCCUCAGCUGUCCCAGCAUGCACUGCCCCGGCUCGCCACUCAAACCUGCAGUCAUGCAGAGUCAGACAGCACCGGCCUCAGUCUUCACCUCCGCCCCCCUCUACCCUCCCCCCUCCGCCCGCACUGCACCCUCGCCCCUUCACCCCCACCCCUCCACCCCGCGAACCCGUCUCCACGGCGGCGGAGGCGGGGGCGUGGGUUUCACCCUGGCUGAGGUUCACCAGGAGCUGCAGAUGUUGCAGAGGCAGCUGGACAGUGAGAGGUUUUCCACGCCACAGUCCAAACCUCCUGGUUUCCUGUUUGCCCGCCAGCAGACGGACCCCUCCUCCUUCCUGCCGCUCUCCCUCCACGGGUACCAGGCGUCUCCUUAUGGCAGCGGCCUGGACGCCGGCCUGGCGAUGAAGGCCGGGGCCAGCCUGCUGGAGAGCAGUGCAUUGUGGGAUACGACCUACAACCUCGGCCGACCAGCGAGACUCGGAGCUGACCUGUCGUCGGGAUCGUCGGGAUACCAGUCGGGCACCAGCCACGCAGGCUCUGACCUGAUGAAGGAGCACCUGAGGGAGGUGAGGAGUCUGAGACAGAGACUAGAAGAUUCCAUCCAGACCAACGAGCGUCUGCGUCAGCAGCUGGAGGAUCGACUGACCCGCAACAACUCUGAGAAGGGAGCUCCUACCAACAUCUACAUCCAGGGCCUGGACUCUGUGGGGCAGCUCUCCUCUGAGAUCAGACUCCUGAAGGAGGAGAACGUCCGUCUACUGAACCAGCUGAGACAGGCCAGCGCAGAGGGCGCUAAGGAGGCGGAGCUGCUGAGGGAGGCGGCGCUCUCGGACAGGGCCAGGUUGAAGGAGGCGGAGCUUGAGGUGGAGAGGUGGGCGGAGCAGAGCCGGAAGUCGCAGGCUGAAGCUGAAGCUCACAACGGAGAGAUCGCACAACUGAAACAAGACCGACAGAGGAGCCAGGAAACCAUCAACAGACUCCAGCACGAGGUGAACAUCCUCCAGCAGCAGCUGUUAGAGAGCCGCAGCCUCGUCCGCUCGCUUCAGUGUGAGCUGCAGGUGUGCCACGGAGGGGGCGGAGCCACCAGCAACACACACUCAGGUCCGGUCGGCGGCAUCACCUUUGACCCCAGGCAGCUGCACGUCCAGCUGGAGCCGCAGCUGAUUGGUCGCCCCCGAGCCCGGAGGCUGCUCUUCAACGACAACGCUCGCUCUCCGCCGGUCAGAGACACGGGACUCGGCGGCGUUCCCUCCUCUCCGCUGCGUUCUCUGCACAAACACGAGACUGGAGACGUCGACGCCGCCUCAACCCUGCAGGGACAAGUGCCGGACGGUUCCUUCGCCAGCCGUCACGGCCGCCACGCCGUGGGCCACAUCGACGACUUCCAGGCCCUGCAGCAGCAGGUCGUGGAGGGAGGCACGCUGCUCUGCAGGAUGGAGGUCGCCCUCCGCCCGCUGCUCGCCCCCCCGGCCCGGCAGGAGUUCAGCCCUCGUCAGGAUCCGGACGCGGGCUCGGCGGGGACGCUGCUGUCGGACGCUCAGACCCUGCGACAGAUCCUGGAGGAGGCGGACGCUCUGCUGGGCAUGUUCUGGAGGGCGACUCUGCCGAACCCUGAGGAAACCAAGCAGACGGACGAGGUGGUGUCUCUCCGUCUGAGGCUCUCGGAGCAGGAGCAGGCUCUCAAGGACGUGAUGGAGAGAGUGAGGAGCUGCGACCGCACCAGAGACAACAUGGAGAACUUCAUCGUCAGCCAGCUGUCGAGGACUCGGGACGUCUUGAGAAAGGCCAAGACAAACUUACAGGAGAACCAGCUCAGGAUUUCUGCCCUUCGUCGAGCCUCUUCCUCCAUCCCUCCUCUUCCUCCUCCUCCCUCCUCUUCCUUCUUUUCCUCCUCCUCUUCCUCCUCCUCUUCCUCACGCCCCUGGCCUGUUAAAGGUGAAAGCGCAGGAGGCUUCUGUGAACUCGCCUUCUCUCCUGGUUGGAGCGUCAUGAUGACGCCCCAUCCUUCCUCCUCCUCCUCCUCCUCUGCUGUCCGGACACCUGCUCCCCACCAGCGCCCCCUGCAGGCGGCCGUCCUGUAGUGCACCAGCACAGCAAGUUCCUCAUCAUCGUCUCCUGUUCAGUAUUUUCUUUUUCAUUAGAGACGAGAUUGAGUUUGGCUCAAGUUCACGUCUGAUCUGAGUCUUUCAGGAGCACAAAAAUAAUUCUAGUAAUAAAUUCAAGUUUCACAUCCACUUGCAAACCAGCGGCAGCCAAUCACAAUCCAGCUUCGGCGUCGCACGUCAGCAUUCAGGGGAGAGGAGGCGCCAGAUGAGCUGAAAACCAAAGUGAAAAGUUUCUUCUCGUACUUAGUGUGUAGUUAGUGUGUGUAGUUGUGUAGUUGUGUAGUUGUGUAGUUGCAUGUGGGUUUGAGCAGCUUGUGGAAUCGAAGCCAUACGUGCUGAUGCUACAGGAGAUUCUCUCUCCGUGUCCUAAUUGUACUGAUGAAGUCAUCAAAUGGCCAAACUACUGAUAUAAAGGAGAAGAAUCACCUGCAGACAUUUUACUGUCCAACAAAACUACAACUUAAGACUUUUUGUCUCGUGAUCCUCGAACUCCAGAGUGUUACUGUUAAAUAUGGAGUCACUUCUCUGGAGAUAUAUAUAUAAAUAUAUAUUUUUUAAAAGGGUCCAACCCGUGUUUUUCCUGCUGAUGAACCAGUGUUAACCAAAUCAAGCUGCUCAGCGAUGCCUUCAGGGACCUGUCGGACAAUCUGUAAUACGUGGAGAGGGAUUCAUUUUUUUAAUCCAAAGAGAGAUGACAUUUCAUUUUUGAGGAAAGGACCACACCCUCUUAUGUUUUUUAUUUUAAUCUUUACCCUUUUUGAUUCAUUUGUAAAAAAAAAAAAUUCAGCUGACAAUCACAAUCAUGGAGAUAUUAACAUCCUUAUGAUCUGACACUUUAUUUCUCUGUGUAUGAACUGACUCUUUUUUUCUUUUUGUGCACGAACCUUUCUGCCCUUUAUAUACUUUUACUGAAAUAUGCAAAUUUCUGGGUUAUUGUGCAAUAUAUGAUUGUUUAUGGUUUUGCUGUAUUAGUUCUGGAUUUAUUAAAGUGCCACGUCGUCGGUUUUGGCUCUGAGGCUGAAAUGUGUCCUGACAAUCACCGUGAUGCAGUUUAACGACCUCACUUUUCAGAAAUAAAAAGGAUUUGUGCAUCAAUAACAACAAGCAAGGUUUAGAUAUUCAUUAUUGUAAUAACCCCAUAGGUCAAAGGUCAAACGUGUGUCAUUGUUUGUGUUUUUUUUAGGAACCACGACUCGAGUUUGUGUGUGUGUAAAUAAGAAACCGUAUGUACAUCAGUGAAAAGUGUGUGUGUGUUUUGUUGUUGCUGUGAGAGAAGAGAAGAUAAAAACCAGCUGUAUUUUCAUGCAUGUUCUCUUUAAUAGAAAUGAUUUUUUGGGGGGGUUGAAAUGAGAAGAAAAAAAUAAGCUUUUCAAUAAAAAAGGAACAAAACAA
Molecule: messenger RNA, 8902 nt
Organism: Scophthalmus maximus (turbot)
Lineage: Eukaryota; Metazoa; Chordata; Actinopteri; Pleuronectiformes; Scophthalmidae
Gene: pde4dip
Product: phosphodiesterase 4D interacting protein
Exons: 36
Coding region: 536-7486 (2316 amino acids)
Cellular component (GO): nucleus; microtubule organizing center
Molecular function (GO): zinc ion binding
Source: RefSeq, a predicted model, not a curated record